Cebus imitator (Panamanian white-faced capuchin) is the source of this 6756-nucleotide messenger RNA. It is a transcript of the gene LDB3, whose product is annotated as LIM domain binding 3. The record is from RefSeq and is a predicted model, not a curated record. NCBI's taxonomy places the organism in Eukaryota, Metazoa, Chordata, Mammalia, Primates, Cebidae. Gene Ontology annotation, cellular component: stress fiber; adherens junction; membrane. Gene Ontology annotation, molecular function: G protein-coupled receptor activity; actin binding; muscle alpha-actinin binding. Gene Ontology annotation, biological process: G protein-coupled receptor signaling pathway; visual perception; actin cytoskeleton organization. The coding region runs from base 242 to 3736 and encodes 1164 amino acids. The transcript has 22 exons.
GGCUGAGUCACCAUAAUCGGGACACUCACUCCUUUGCGCUUCACCAGACACAGGCACAGCCGCCAGCCCCAAGAGCAGCUCCAGGCCUGGAUCUGUGCUGGACACAGGAGCCAGCAGCCAGCAGGCUGAGCAAGGGUGCUGAGGAUGGAAGCAAGUUGGGAGGCUGAGCACAGCUGAAGACCUGAGAUCCCUGUGCCCUUGACUUCUCUGUGUGCUCGAGCAAGGACCAUCCCAGCUCAGGAUGAACCUUCCUACAGGAUCCAGAGUCCUGCCGAACCCAACCCAGGAGCCUAGCUGCAUGACCACCCCAGCCCCACCAAGCAGGUGGGACAGCUCCCAGAGCAGCAUCUCCAGCCUGAGCCAGCUUCCAUCCAUCAGCCCCACGGCAGCUGGGACUUGGGCUGCUGCCUGGAUCCCCUUCCCCACGGUUGAUGUUCCAGACCAUGCCCACUAUACCCUGGGCACAGUGAUCUUGCUGGUGGGAGUAACGGGGAUGCUGGGCAACCUGACAGUCAUCUAUACCUUCUGCAGGAGCAGAGGCCUCCGGACACCUGCCAACAUGUUCAUUAUCAACCUCGCGGUCAGCGACUUCCUCAUGUCCUUCACCCAGGCCCCAGUCUUCUUCGCCAGCAGCCUCUAUAAGCAGUGGCUCUUUGGGGAGACAGGCUGUGAGUUCUAUGCCUUCUGUGGGGCUCUCUUUGGCAUCUCUUCCAUGAUCACCCUGACGGCCAUCGCCCUGGACCGCUACCUGGUGAUCACACGCCCACUGGCCACCAUUGGUGUGGCAUCCAAGAGGCGUGCAGCGUUUGUCCUGCUGGGCGUUUGGCUCUAUGCCCUGGCCUGGAGUCUGCCACCCUUCUUUGGCUGGAGCGCCUACGUGCCUGAGGGACUGCUGACAUCCUGCUCCUGGGACUACAUGAGCUUCACGCCGGCCGUGCGCGCCUACACCAUGCUUCUCUGCUGCUUCGUGUUCUUUCUCCCUCUGCUUAUCAUCAUCUACUGCUACAUCUUCAUCUUCAGGGCCAUCCGGGAGACAGGACGGGCUCUCCAGACCUUCGGGGCCUGCAAGGGCAGUGGCGAGUCCCUGUGGCAGCGGCAGCGGCUGCAGAGCGAGUGCAAGAUGGCCAAGAUCAUGCUGUUGGUCAUCCUCCUCUUUGUGCUCUCCUGGGCUCCCUAUUCCGCUGUGGCCCUGGUGGCCUUCGCUGGGUAUGCACACGUCCUGACACCCUACAUGAGCUCAGUGCCAGCCGUCAUCGCCAAGGCCUCUGCAAUCCACAACCCCAUCAUUUAUGCCAUCACCCACCCCAAGUACAGGGUGGCCAUUGCCCAGCACCUGCCCUGCCUGGGGGUGCUGCUGGGUGUAUCACGCCGUCACAGUAACCCCUACCCCAGCUACCGCUCCACCCACCGCUCCACACUGAUCAGCCACACCUCCAACCUCAGCUGGAUCUCUGGAAGAAGGCGCCAGGAGUCCCUGGGCUCAGAGAGUGAGGUGGGCUGGACACACAUGGAGGCAGCAGCUGUGUGGGGAGCUGCCCAUCAAGCGAACGGGCGGUCCCUCUACGGUCAGGGUCUGGAGGACUUGGAAGCCAAGGCACCGCACAGACCCCGGGGACGGGAAGCAGAGACUCCAGGGAAGAGGCGAGCUUCAUCAGGCAGGAGCCAGAGGCCAGAGAAAGAGCCUGCAGCUCCAGAGGUGACUGCUGACAGCACCGGCAUGUCUUACAGUGUGACCCUGACUGGGCCCGGGCCCUGGGGCUUCCGUCUGCAGGGGGGCAAGGACUUCAACAUGCCCCUCACUAUCUCCCGGAUCACACCAGGCAGCAAGGCAGCCCAGUCCCAGCUCAGCCAGGGCGACCUCGUGGUGGCCAUUGACGGCGUCAACACUGACACCAUGACCCACCUGGAGGCCCAGAACAAGAUCAAGUCUGCCAGCUACAACCUGAGCCUCACCCUGCAGAAAUCGAAGCGUCCCAUUCCCAUCUCCACGACAGCACCCCCAGUCCAGUCCCCUCUGCCGGUGAUUCCCCACCAGAAGGACCCCACUCUGGACACGAACGGCAGCCUGGCGGCACCCAGCCCCAGCCCCGAGGCAAGGGCCAGCCCGGGCACCCCCGGCACCCCGGAGCUCAGGCCCACCUUUAGCCCUGCCUUCUCCCGGCCCUCCGCCUUCUCCUCACUCGCCGAGGCCUCUGACCCUGGCCCUCCAAGGGCCAGCCCGAGGGCCAAGACCAGCCCGGAGGGGGCCUGGGACCCACUCAGCCCGAAAGCCCUGCCGGGCUCGAGCCAGCCAAGGCAGUAUAACAACCCCAUUGGCCUGUACUCGGCAGAGACCCUGAGGGAGAUGGCUCAGAUGUACAAGAUGAGCCUCCGAGGGAAGGCCUCAGGUGCCGGACUCCCAGGAGGGAGCCUCCCUGUUAAGGAUCUCACCGUAGACAGCACCUCUCCCGUGUACCAGGCUGUGAUUAAGAACCAGAACAAGCCGGAAGACGAGGCUGACGAGUGGGCCCGCCGCUCCUCCAACCUGCAGUCUCGCUCCUUCCGCAUCCUGGCCCAGAUGACAGGGACCGAAUUCAUGCAAGACCCUGAUGAAGAAGCUCUGCGAAGGUCAAGGCCCCAGACCUCUUCCUACAGCGCCGCAGCGGCCAGCUCUUCAGCACCUGCCACCCACACCAGCUACAGCGAGGGCCCUGCCGCCCCUCCAACCAAGCCCCGGGUUGUCACCACUGCCAGCAUUCGGCCUUCUGUCUACCAGCCAGUGCCUGCAUCUACCUACAGCCCGUCCCCAGGGGCCAAUUACAGUCCAACUCCCUACACCCCUUCGCCUGCCCCUGCCUACACCCCCUCGCCUGCCCCUACCUACACUCCCUCACCUACCCCUGCCUAUAUCCCCUCACCUGCCCCCACCUAUACUCCAUCCCCUGCACCAACCUAUACCCCUUCGCCUGCCCCCAACUAUAACCCUGCAUCCUCUGCGGCCUACAGCGGGGGCCCUGCAGAGCCUGCCAGCCGUCCCCCCUGGGUGGCAGAUGACAGCUUCUCCCAGAAGUUUGCCCCUGGCAAGAGCACCACCUCCAUCAGCAAGCAGACCCUGGUCCGGGGGGGCCCAGCCUACACCCCAGCAGGUCCCCAGGUGCCACCACUUGCCAGGGGGACCGUCCAGAGGGCUGAGCGCUUCCCAGCCAGCAGCCGGACUCCACUCUGUGGCCACUGCAACAACGUCAUCCGGGGCCCAUUUCUGGUAGCCAUGGGCCGUUCCUGGCACCCUGAAGAGUUCAACUGUGCCUACUGCAAGACUUCCCUGGCAGAUGUGUGCUUUGUGGAAGAGCAGAACAACGUUUACUGUGAGCGAUGUUAUGAGCAGUUCUUUGCCCCAGUCUGUGCCAAGUGCAACACCAAAAUUAUGGGGGAAGUGAUGCAUGCCUUGAGACAGACGUGGCACACAACCUGCUUUGUCUGCGCGGCCUGCAAGAAGCCUUUCGGGAACAGCCUCUUCCACAUGGAAGAUGGGGAGCCCUACUGUGAGAAAGACUACAUCAAUCUGUUCAGCACCAAGUGUCAUGGCUGCGAUUUCCCCGUGGAGGCUGGCGACAAGUUUAUUGAAGCCCUGGGGCACACCUGGCACGACACCUGCUUCAUUUGCGCGGUCUGCCACGUGAAUCUGGAGGGGCAGCCGUUCUACUCUAAGAAAGACAGACCCCUGUGCAAGAAGCAUGCACACACCAUCAAUGUGUAGGCGGCCAAGGCCGCCUGUGCUGACAAGGACCGGAGCUGCUCCUGCUGCUGGCAACAAAGGAUUCGGGAGGCUGAUGUUUCUUCUGGGGGGAACGGGGAGAGAGAGGAAGUGACUGAGCCCUUUGGAAGUAUAAUUUUAGGUUUUUUUCUUCUGUACACAGAUCAUGUAUUUGCAUAGUUCAGACUAGGAGCCAAAUGAAGAUUCAAAACCAAGUUAGUUAUUAAUCCAAGACUGGAAUUGUACUUCAGAUGUUUAGAGCAAAAUUCCAAGAACUCAAAAGUGAAAAGCAACAAGCAGCUUUCCCAAAGCGAUACACUUCCUGCGGUCACCAGAGGAGGACAGAGCUCAGAGCAGCUGUGGAGAAUCUGAAGCAUUCUGUGGAGUUCUUAAGCGCUCCCCUGGCAAACAAAUUGAAGUGCCAAACAGCACUCGCUGCAGGGUAUUUUUAGAGUCAUAGCUGAGAGCUUGUUAGCUAAGACCCAUUGGGCUUUCCUCACCAAAAAAGGAAGUGUUAUUCCAUUACUAGCAUCAUGGAGCUACCUCUGCGCAUCAGACUUCAGACCUUGAACAAACUUGAAACGUUCUAAUGGGAGCCCGGACGUCCAAAGAUAUGUCUUCUGGGAGCCACUGGGCAAUUGCCAGGCUCCAGGAAGGGCUGCAGCUCAGGUUGCAGACAGCUGAGAAAAGAUGGCCCUGUCAGCCACCCUCUCUCAGUCUGAAACAUCCAGCGUCCCCAGAGGGCUUAGCUCCUUUUUGAAUUGCGAUGGGAAAGUAGAAUUGGGUUUUUCCAGUUUUGCUUUGCAGUGUGUGAGAGAUUUUUUAAAAGGCUCUGGGUUGUCUUUGGCCUUUGUUUAGCUUUUAGAGGUACGUUAGCAUAAGCGUCCAGUCGUGUGCAUGAAUUUCACUCCAACCUGUGACUGGUCACUUAUGAUGUCUCCCCCAGUACCUUCCAUCUCAAACAGGCUUGGUGGCCUGUGGAAAAGAGAGACACAGAGACAGUGUCUGAAACAGGAUGGCAGAAUAGGCUCACAGGUCCAAACUCUGGGUGGGGAAGAGGAAACUUACUUUCUGCCACCCUCAGUAAGAACACACGAGGAGACAGGACCUCCCACCUUCAGGUCUGUACCAUCCUUUUCAAAUGUUCCUUUAAAUGCAGCACAUUGAGUAUGUACGAUUGUGUUAACUGCUAUAAGGAAUAGAUGCACUGAUAUAUAUGCAUUUGCUGUUUUGGCCAAUAUUUUGAAAAUGUAUGAGCUGAGUUGAUGAGCUAUUAUUUAAGUAUUUAUUGAAGUAGACUUGGGCCUUCAAACUUCUUUACAAUACUUGUGAUAGUUUGAGUUAGGUAAGCAUCUUAAAGCUGUCUGGUGAUAAAGAAGGCAGCUUAGAUUCUGCAGUUGGAAAUGGAAUAGUCACUUUCCUUUUUAGGAAGCUCUGUUAAUAUGAACAUGGCAUUGAAGCAGGCGGUUUGCGUGGAUGUUUCUCACUUGAGCACGAUAUUUAGGGUCUUUUCCAACUCACUCUACUCUGUCUUCGCUCCCGUUUUUGAUUUUUCUCUUUGCACGUUUGAAUUGUUUUAUGGGAAUGCAUUAGAAUUCUUUUCUUCUAAGGACUGAGACUUCCAGGGGACUGCCAUCUUACACGAGUGUCUCUUCUCCAAGCAGGAGAAGGAAGCAGCUAGCUGUGUCCCUAGCAGGAAGCCCCUAUUUUUUCCAAGCACAAAGCCACCAAUCUCCCCCAGGAAGCACCAGGGAGAGACAUGAAUGUGCUCCUGCCACAGGGCCAUUCCUACCUUUGGAUCUGCAAGAAGGUGAAUACAAGCACCAGGCAGAGCUGGGAUUACCUGGAGAUUUGUCAGGAGUUGCAGACAAGUGCCUUGGAGCAUUCUGUGAUUUUCAGAAAGUUCAAAUGGGCAGGAACAAGGAGGUUGCUGACUGUACAGACAGGCUCUAAGUAGUUUUCUCCAAAACCUGUCUAUUCAGUUAUCAGGGACUGGUCUUGAGGAAAAAAAAGUUCCCUAGAAUUCAGUUUCCAAAAUCUCUUUUUAAAGAUUUUACACACACACACACACACACACACACACACACGAUCAUUAAAAAGUGUAUGAUCAUUAACAAGAAAAGUGAAAUAUCUCCAAGGACAGUUUCACCACAGUCCUUUAUUACAUUUCUACAUUUCAGAGCACGUAUAGAUUCUGAGGGACUCUUAUUUGCCAGAAAAAAAAAAUUUAAAAAAGCAAAAAAAAAAAGGUAGCAGGAAAAGAAGGUAGUUUUGAAUGCGGUUCACUCAGUGUCUGUGAGUCUGGUGUAGUGUUAGGAGUAAGGCUAUCUAGUUCAAGUUUACAUUGUGGAUGUCCUAUAACGCCAAACAACAUUUUUCGUAAUCCAUGGUGGGGAGCACAGUUUGAAGCUACAGUUCCUGUCUCCUCAUUGCUGACAUUAAUUUAACAUUUAUAGGCCAGGUGCAGUGGCUCACGACUGCAAUCCCAGCACUUUCGGAGGCCAAGGCAGGUGGAUCACCUGAGGUCAGAAGUUUGAAACCAGCCUGGCCAAUAUAGUGAAACCCCAUCUCUACUAAAAAUACAAAAAUUAGCCAGAUAUGGUAGCAGACGCCUGUAGUCCCAGCUACUCAGGAGGCUGAGGUGGGAGAAUCUCUUGAACCCUGGAGGCAGAGGUUGCAGUGAGCAGAGAUAGUGCCACUGCACUCCAACCUGGGCAUCAAGAGUGAAACUCCAUCUCAAAAACAAAAAAGAACAAAAAAUAUUUAUAAACAUUUUGCAAUGGAGUGACUUUUAUCUGCAGUGUUUGUGUUAGGAACCUAGCUUUUAUAAUGUUAGCUUUUUAACCCAGUAUUCUGGCUUUCGAAUUUUUUGUUUUGUUUUGUUUUAGUAAGAUUUCGUAAGUGGAAUGUAGCCUGUUAAAGGUGUGCACAAAAAUAUUUUGCAUGUGUUUUUUUUUUUUUUUUGGCCUGUGUGAAUUCUACUUUUUAGCAAAAAUAAAGCCCCCGAAAGGAUGUGCAAAUAC